AUGCAUCCCCAAUCCACCAACAGUAAUGGCACCAAUGGGCCCAACCUGGGCAAGGAGAUCCUCUUUGACACCAACAAUUGGAACACUGUCAGACAGCCAGACGCGCCACACAACGAUGACACUAAAAGGAUGAAGAGAGACGAUGCAGGCGAGCCCGACAAUGACACUAGGGCUGACCCAGCCUCCGCUCCUCAGGAAUCAGCCGCAGACACUCCGAGCGAUAAGCGUCGUAAGGUGACUUUUACGCCGGCUGCCACUGCUGCUUCGCGCUCUUCAGAGAUUGGCACUGGGGACGCCGAGGCUGACCGCGAGCGCAGGCGCAGGCGAGAGGCCGUGGCCGAGAUUAUCCAGCAGGUCGCCAAUAAAGCUCUGUUCAAGGCCGUCCACUACGUCCCGGAGAAGCCCACGUUCCCCUGGAACUACAAUGAGCUGCCUGACCCGAUCCGCUGCGACGCUGUCGCGAGAUGUAGCCAUAGAUUUCAGGUGGGAUGCUCGGCCGACCUCGACGAGCACAGGCUCUCCGACUUGCGCACCUGCCUGUACAUGGCGAUCGUUGAUCAGCUCACGGAAGUGGACCGCUCCGAUUUUGCCAUCCGGCACCCGUUCAACCGGGGCAACAAGAUCUAUAUUGAUGUCAACGUGAUCAACAAGAAGGUUUACGGCGAAUUCAAGAAGCUCCAGGCCAAGUGGGGUCGUCUCGACAUUACUCUCGCCUCGUCGGCUGCGCCGCUCGAUGAGAUGCAGCAGGUAUUCCGCAUGGGCACGACGGGCAACGGUACCCUAGAUGUGCGUGUGAAGGUGGAGGAUGUCGUCUGCAGAAUUCUCAAGCACCUGGUUGGACACGUUAAGGUCUCGGACGCUUGGGGUAUGUAUUCGAAGCAGAUCAAGAGGGAUGGCACCAAAUACCUGCAGUUCGAAGGGAUCAUCUACCUUCUAGGCACGGUCUCGCGCCCUUCCGCGAUUCAGUCAGUUCCGGCGUUUGUCGAUCUCAGCGGCAUUCCUUAUGCUGGAGGCGAACUGCCUCUGUGGUUUAACGACAGGCCUAUUUUCUGCACCGCCUGCAGACCGAUCCCUGGCCGACACCAUCUUGCCACCGAGUGCCCUCAGAAGCGCUAUGUUGGUCGUGCCGGGCGUUGCUACGCCUGA
Molecule: messenger RNA, 1146 nt
Organism: Moesziomyces antarcticus
Lineage: Eukaryota; Fungi; Basidiomycota; Ustilaginomycetes; Ustilaginales; Ustilaginaceae
Exons: 2
Coding region: 1-1146 (381 amino acids)
Source: RefSeq, a predicted model, not a curated record